Molecule: messenger RNA, 2544 nt
Organism: Maniola jurtina (meadow brown)
Lineage: Eukaryota; Metazoa; Arthropoda; Insecta; Lepidoptera; Nymphalidae
Gene: MFS9
Product: sialin
Exons: 11
Coding region: 213-1748 (511 amino acids)
Biological process (GO): transmembrane transport; monoatomic anion transport
Cellular component (GO): plasma membrane
Molecular function (GO): transmembrane transporter activity
Source: RefSeq, a predicted model, not a curated record
CGUAUAGUGGGGGUAAACACGCGUGAAUGGUCUUAGUGCAGUAAGAGGCGCGGGCGUCGGAAGGCUUGCCGGCCUCUGAAUUCCAGACCAUAAUAAUAUAUCCAAACAAAAAUAAAUCUUAUACAGAUAAAAUUAAAGUUUAGUUUCGGUUGGUGUGGUUCAGAGAAACUUUUGCAAAUCAGUGACCCCGGUGUAGUGUGACCAGUGUGACAAUGACUGAAGAAAAUUCUGUUAGUGAUGAUUUAAAAAGGCAGGCUGCUUUAUUUUAUAACUCAACUGAAAGGGAUAGAAUAAAAGAGAUAAGGAGCACCAACACAACAACAUGGCGGUUCUGGAGGAAGCGACGACUGAUCGUCGCGCUGCUGGCGUUCUUCGGCUUCUUCAACGUGUACGCGUUGAGGGUCAACCUGUCAGUCGCUGUGGUCGCCAUGACGGAACCCGUCCAAGUCGAACUAGAGAAUGGGACUAUAAUUUACGUACCAGAAUUCGACUGGUCAUCCACGACAAAGGGAUGGGUGCUCAGCUCAUUCUUCUACGGCUACCUGAUAACACAGCUCCCGGGAGGAUGGCUGGCGGCUAAAAUCGGAGGUAACAGAAUGUUCGCGAUAGGCAUAGGCGCCACGUCCCUCCUGACGCUGUUCACUCCACCGCUGGCUCACACCAGCACAGGGCUGCUGAUUGCUGUGCGAGUCAUCGAGGGGCUUUUUGAGGGCGUGACGUAUCCCUGCAUACACGCGGUGUGGUCGCAAUGGGCGCCCAGCGAGGAGCGCGCGCGGCUGGCGACGUUUGCCUUCAGUGGGAGCUACGUAGGCACCGUGGUGUCUAUGCCCGUCUGCUCUCUGUUGGCGCAUUACACCGGCUGGCCGGGGAUAUUCUAUGUUUUCGGAAUAGUGGGUUUAGUUUGGACAACAAUAUGGUGGCUUGUGGUCAAGGAAUCGCCAGAAAAAGAUCCCCACAUAACUGCUGCUGAAUUGAAAUAUAUACAGGAGUCCCGAGGCACGUUAGCGGUGGACGGGUCACAGGUUCGACACCCGUGGCUGGCGAUGUUGAAAUCCGGUCCGGUCUGGGCGAUUGUGAUGGCGCAUUUCAGCGAGAAUUGGGGCUUUUACACUUUACUCACGUUCCUACCUACUUUUAUGCAAGAUGUGUUCAAGUACCAAACCUCAGUAACGGGUUGGUUGUCCGCGGUGCCAUACUUGGCCAUGGCAGUGGUGCUGCAAGUGUCGGGCCACAUGGCGGACUGGAUGCUGCAGAUGCAGCUGCUGUCGCGCACCAACAUACGGAAACUGUUCACCUGCGGAGCUUUCCUGUCUCAGACGAUAUUCAUGGUAGCGGCGGGCUACGCUACGUCAACGAUGGGCUGCGUCGUCUGCCUCACCAUCGCAGUUGGACUGGGAGGAUUCGCGUGGUCUGGAUUUAGUGUAAACCACUUAGAUAUCGCUCCGCUGCAUGCUAGCGUAUUGAUGGGACUAUCAAACACUGUAGCAACACUGCCCGGCAUCAUAAGCCCACCGCUCGCGGGCUCCAUAGUGACUGACAAGACGGCCGAGCAAUGGCGCUUAGUAUUCUUCAUAUCCAGCGCCAUCUACCUGGUUGGUGCGAUAGUAUACGGCGUGUUCUGUUCAGCGGAGAAGCAACCCUGGGUCGUGGAAGUGGAUAGCGAUGCUAGCUUCGACACAGAUGGCGCCUCCGUCACCACCGCAAGAGGCUACGAUAACAAGGCUCUGGACCGCAGCUCUGAGAUGUAGACUAUCUGUAGUUACUAUAAUCUAUGGUUUUUUCAAAACGACCAUGCGUCAUUUUGGGCCCAAUUUUAGGGCUCCGUGCCUCAAAAGGAUAAAAUUAACCCUUGUAGGCUCACGUCUUCGUUGUCUGUCUGUCUUUCUGUCUCUAUCUGGCUGGCUUUCGUGUCUGUCAAGUGGAAGCAAUCAAAACCUAUAGAGUACUUCCCGUUGACUUAGAAGCUUGAAAUGUGGUAGGUAGUAAUGUCUUAUAGCACAAGUAAAGGGAAAAUUCGGGAACCGUGAAUUUGUGGUUACUUCACAAAAGAAAUGUGUUCCCGACUAAAUAUAAUUAGUUUACUAAAUCACAUCAAGAUGGCGCUGUCCGUCAUCAACUUGCAAAUUUUUAUUACACUGGUUUGAGAUUUCUCGUGCGUUGGUGCGAUUCCGACUCGCACUUCGCCCGUUUUUCAACAUUGCCCAACAGUGAUAUAUCAUUUAAAAGGCAUUGGGGUGUACUUUAUUUACCCUCUUAUCACUGUUGAGAAAAGUGGGCCAGGGUUUAUACAAAAAUGCCCAUGGUCCUUUAGCAAUCAUGUUGCGAUAUCGCAAAAAACUAGGAGCCAUGAAGCCAGUUUUAAAAAAAAUGGCUUCAAGUUCCGUAAAAAUUGUACGCUUAGUGUGUAUAGUGCACGCAAAACUAAGGUUGAAAUCUAUAUCGCACUUUGACUUUGCUUAGACUUAAGUUUCAGUAAAGGUGGAAGCGACGGGCCUGCCCGCGAAAUUCAAAUUUAAUUUGGUAUUUUGCAAUUUGUAAACUAAU